Elaeis guineensis (African oil palm) is the source of this 2057-nucleotide messenger RNA. RefSeq lists its product as uncharacterized. Gene Ontology annotation, molecular function: protein binding. The record is from RefSeq and is a predicted model, not a curated record. Lineage: Eukaryota; Viridiplantae; Streptophyta; Magnoliopsida; Arecales; Arecaceae.
UCAUGCGCCUUGGUCUCACCGAGCUCCGCGUUAACUCCCGGCCGUCCUUCCGUAGCUUCUCCCACGACCCUUCACCACCUCUCGCCGAUGAGAUCUUCCGCUCGGCCCGCCGAUCCGGGGCCUACACUCAGGGCGAUGCCACCUAUCUCUCCCUAGCCCGCGCCUUCUCCGAUGCUGCCCCCCCGGACCUGCCGGCCCUCCGCCGCCUCCUCUCCCGCAUGCGCCGCGACCGCCGCCCAUUCCCCGAGCGCGUCUUCAUCCCCAUCAUCCGUGCCUUCGGCCGCGCCGGCCUCCCCCUUGCCGCCAUCCGCCUGUUCGAUCGCCUCCUCCCCGCCUUCCGCUGCGCCCCCUCUGCCCGCUCCCUCAACUCCGCCCUCGCCGCCCUCCUCUCCUCCCCACACCCCUUCGCCUCCCUCGCCCUCCCCUUCAUCUCCUCCGCCCUUCGCCGCCACCCUUCCCUCUCCCUCAACCUCCUCACCUUCAACCUCCUCCUCAAGGCCCUCUGCCAUUCCGGCUCGCUCGACCGCGCCCUCAGCCUCCUCCGCGAUCACCACCUCGACGCCGCUGAUGGCCUCCGCCUCCCCCUCCCCCUUCGCCCCGACGUCUACUCGUACUCCACCCUCAUCGAUGCCCUCGCUCGUGCCGGCCGUCUUGACGAUGCCCUCGCCCUGCUUGACGAAAUGCAGCUUGAUGGCGUCGCCCCCUCCACCGUCACCUUCAACUCCCUUCUCCGUGCCCUCUGCCGCGCCGGCGAUCUCCACCGCGCCGCCAAGCUCGCCCGCUACAUGCUCCUCAAGGGCUGCCCCCCGACCCUCGCCACCUACAACACCCUCGUCCACGGCCUCUGCCUCCGUGGCCGCCUCGACGACGCCGCCGCCCUCCUCGCCCGCAUGCCUCGCGACGGCUGCACACCCAAUGAGAUCACCUACGGCACCCUGGUCGACGGCCUGGUCCGCCUCGGCCGCCCCUCCGACGCCAAGCACCUCGCCGAACACAUGGCUGCGAACGGCCUUCGGCCCAACGAGUUCAUCUACUCCGCCCUCAUCGCUGGCUUCUUCCGCUCCGGCGACCCGGACGAGGCGAUGAGAAUAUGGGACGAGAUCACGACCACCACCUCUUCCUCCUAUAUAAAGCCCAACACGGUUCUGUACACUGCCCUCAUCGACGGGCUCUGCCGCCACGGGCGGAUGGAAGCCGCCGAGGAGGCGCUCGGUAAGAUGACCGCGGAGGAUUGCAACCCGAAUGUGCUGACCUUCAGCUCCAUCAUAAGGGGCUACUUUCAGGCGGGCAACAGCCAACGAGCGCUCGCCACGUGGCAUCGUAUGGUCGAGCUCGGGUGCGAGCCCAACGAGGUGAGCUACAGUAUUCUGAUCCAUGGCUUCUGCGAGGAGGGAAAGCUGAAGGACGGUAUGAUGGCCUGGAAGAACAUGUUAAAUAAGGGGUGCACCCCAGACUUGGUCGCCUACACCUCCAUGAUCAGAGGGUUGUGCGAGGCCGGGAUGGUGGAUGGAGGGAUGAGGCUAUUCAACGAUAUGCUGGCUCGAGGAGACGUGGAACCGGAUGCUGUCACUUAUAACACAUUGUUUCAUAGUUUGUUGAUAGGCGGUAACCGCACCAGGGCGAUGGACUUGCUGGGUCGGAUGCUGGAUAGGGGGUGUGACCCGGAUCCCGUCACCUGCAACAUAUUUUUGAAAGGGUUGGUGGUGGAGGGAAAGGGAAGGGAGUUUUUGGAUGGGCUAGUGGUGAGGCUAAUCAAGAGGGAGAGGGUGGAAGGUGCUUCUGAGAUUAUGGAGGUGAUGCUGAGGAAGUGUUUGGCUCCGGAAGCAUCCACUUGGGAGAAGGUGCUGAGAGGGGUUUGUAAGAGGAAGAAGGUAUGGAGGAUGAUUGAUGAGUGCUGGGGGAAGAUGUGGGGAUGAAAGUUUUGACAUUUGAGCUUGUGUUGUACAUUUUUUUUAUUUUUGUAACUUAUAUGCUUGAAUUCUUUUUGUGGCAUUGGCAUAAGGGCGGCAUUUGAUUGUUAUCAAUAACAUUAGUCACAAAAUCUUUCUUAUGGGAAA